CUUAACUAAAUUAAUGAGAACUAUAUUAUGUAUUACUUUACUAUCUAGUGCUAUUUAUUUUAUCUCUAUAAAGUGCUUAAGAAUUAGUGUGUAACUAACUUCAUAGACUUUAUUGUCCAAACUGGUUUGUAAGGUGUUGCAGUGGACAAAAUGCUAUCGAGAUUAACUUUUCGCAAUAUUCCUUCACAAGUAAAGACUUUAGCUUGUGGAAUUCAAACAACUGCAGUAGCAUCAUCUAAUGGACCACGUUUAAAGCGACCCAUAGAUGCACCUCCAGUUAGAUUAGGAUUUAUUCCAGAAGAAUGGUUUAAAUUUUUCUAUCCUAAAACUGGAGUUACAGGUCCAUAUAUAUUUUUAACAACUUUUUCAACAUAUUUAUUAUCCAAGGAAUGGUAUAUUAUGGAACAUGAAUUUUAUAAUGGACUUUCUUUGCUUUCAAUUAUUAUAUAUGUCCAAUACAAAUUUGGAGCGAAAAUUGGAGCAUUUAUAGAUAAAGCAAUUGAUAAAGAAGAAGAAGAACUUAAUAAUCAGAAAAAUGAAGAUAUAGAAGAAAUUCAGAAACAGAUUGAUGAGUUAGAAAAAGAAAAGUGGUGUCUUGAUGGACAAUUAAUGCUUUAUGAUGUAAAGAAGCAAAAUAUUUGGAUGCAAUUGGAAGCAAGUUAUAGAGAAAAUUUGGCAACUAUUCAUUCACAAGUUAAAAAAAUUCUUGAUUAUCAUGCUCAAAUAGAUAUUAUAAAUCGUAGAAUUUCUCAAAAACAUAUGAUGCAGUGGAUUAUAAAUAGUGUAUUAGCAUCUAUCACACCUGAACAAGAAAAAGCUAAUCUUCUACAAUGUAUUAAAGAUCUUGAAGGUCUUUCAAAAGCUUGAAGUUUUAUGCAGAACAAAAUAAAAUAAAAAUAUUAUUAGUAAUACCUGGGCUAGUAUAUUUUAAAAAAUAUGAAAAUAUUACAUAAGAAAAAAACAAUGUAAUAUUUUAAAAUUAAAUCAUUAUUUAUCAGAGUAUUUAUAAAUAUAAUAUAAUAUUUCAAUGAAUAAAUAUAAAAAAAUAAUAUUAAAUUACAUGUUAAUAUCUUUUGUUUCUUUAAUAAAAAAUCUAUAUAUUAAUUAAUUAUAUUAUGAUAAUUAUAUUUUGAUAUUUUGAUUUAAUUCAAUUUAAUUUUGUUAUUAUAUAAAUUAAUUUUAUAAAACAAUUUUAUAAAGCAUUGUAUAUUAAUUAAAUAUAUAUUAAUACAAAUAGUUAAUAAUUGUCAUAUUUUAAAUAUGGAACAUGAUUAAAAAUUUGAAUUUUAUAUAAAAUCAUAUAGUAUAAUUUAAACACAUAUAAGACAUAACUAUAUGUUGAAUUAUUGAUAGUAUAUUUAUAUAAAUAAAAAUAAUAUAUCAAAAUUUUUUUUAUAUCAUUUUUUUAUUCAUGAUAAUGUAUAAAUAAAUUACAUGAUUUAUUUACAAAAAUUUAUUAAUAAUUAAUAUUUAUUAAAUCAUUAUCAUAUUUCUUAAUAAUUAAAUUUAAGAUAAAAGGAAAUUUUUAAAUAAUUUUGAUAUAUAUAGAUAUAGAUAGAUAGAUAUAUUCUGUUAUUUUAGGUUAAGUUAUUAGAGAUGAGAACAUGAAUUUUGUGAAGUGUUAAACGUCAUCAAAAUUAUAACAAGGAUUUAUUUUUAUUUUUAUAUGAAAAUGGCAUGGUUGUCAGGUCUUGCUGAUAAAGCUGAAAAUUUAUUAAA
Apis dorsata (giant honeybee) is the source of this 1719-nucleotide messenger RNA. It is a transcript of the gene ATPsynB, whose product is annotated as ATP synthase subunit b, mitochondrial. NCBI's taxonomy places the organism in Eukaryota, Metazoa, Arthropoda, Insecta, Hymenoptera, Apidae. The transcript has 4 exons. Gene Ontology annotation, molecular function: proton transmembrane transporter activity. The coding region runs from base 151 to 867 and encodes 238 amino acids. The record is from RefSeq and is a predicted model, not a curated record. Gene Ontology annotation, biological process: proton motive force-driven ATP synthesis.